Messenger RNA from Nezara viridula (southern green stink bug), 315 nucleotides. Lineage: Eukaryota; Metazoa; Arthropoda; Insecta; Hemiptera; Pentatomidae. The record is from the annotation of a GenBank genome assembly.
AUGUGGAUCCCCCCUCUGUUGUUCGCGAGUCCCAUCAGAUUCUCCGGGUGCCACCACGAAAAGGUAUGGGGGAGAUUCCCGCACCCAUCUCCCUCUCCAGCCCUCCUUUUGCCCUACCUACUUACCCUCCCCCCUACAAUAUAUUUCAUAUAUAGAGGCAGCUGGUGGGGUUCAUGGGUCAAUACAGCCAAAAGUAAGGCUUCUUCCUGGCUCGCUUUUCCUUCUCACUCCUCAGGCUCUUACUGGCCUGCGCUACUAGGUAUUGUCCUGCUGUCCAGUACUUUUGAGAGAGCAGCAUCAGUCCAAACUAUAUGA